UACUUAGGAUAAAAACAAAGGCUAAAAUAAAACUUCAUACCCGUCGAGCUGAGAAACGAGUCACAAAAUUUUUAGCCUUCGUGUUAAGUUUUUUUCGUAAUAAAAUUACUUUUUGUAGCAAAAAGAAAAAACAACUAAAUUAAUUUACAAUAAAAUUCAAAAAACUGAUUCAUUCGUCAUCAAAUCCCGAACCCACAUCGACUCCAGACGAAAUUCAACUGAGAAAUAUCUCAAAAUAAGAAAGUCAAUUUUACAUUCACAAAUAAUUAUUUAACGGUGUUUAUUCAAAAUACAAACGAACAAAAUGCCAGCCGAAGCGCUGCAUAUAAUCACAACAGCAGAAGAUCACACAUUCAUCCUAAACGAUGAAGCUCUUGCUGAAGCACUCAACAAGGAUGAAAUCAAGGAUCGAUUUGUGUGCGUUGUUUCGGUGGCGGGAGCAUUCCGUAAAGGAAAGAGUUUCCUUUUGGAUUUCUUUCUAAGAUACAUGUACUCAAAGUAUGUUAAACAUGAUGUCACAGAUUGGCUUGGCGAUGAGAACGAACCCCUAUCGGGUUUCUCAUGGCGUGGCGGCUCCGAACGUGAUACAACCGGAAUUCUUAUGUGGUCGGAAAUAUUUUUACACGACUAUCCAAAUGGAGAGAAAGUCGCCAUAAUCUUGCUAGACACCCAGGGUGCAUUUGACAGCCAGAGUACAGUACGUGAUUGUGCCACAGUGUUCGCCCUCAGCACAAUGGUUUCGUCUGUGCAAAUUUACAAUUUAUCACAAAACAUACAAGAAGAUGAUCUACAGCAUUUGCAAUUGUUCACAGAGUACGGCCGCUUGGCGUUAGCCGACUCUGGUAAAAAGCCUUUCCAGCGAUUGCAAUUUCUGGUGCGUGACUGGAGUUUCCCAUAUGAAGCCGAAUAUGGGCCAGAGGGCGGGGAUAAAAUACUGAAACGGAGAUUAGAAUUGUCAGACAAACAACAUCCAGAGCUGCAAUCACUACGUAGACACAUCAGUUCAUGCUUCACUGAAAUUGCAUGUUUCUUGAUGCCACAUCCUGGUCUGACCGUAGCCACAAAUCCCAACUUCGAUGGCAGACUCAAGGACAUAACGCCAGAUUUUAAACAGUCCUUGAGAAAUCUUGUGCCAAUGCUGUUGGCGCCAGACAAUCUUAUAACAAAAGAAAUAAGUGGCCAAAAGGUCAGGGCAAGGGAUUUGGUUCAGUACUUUAAGUCGUAUAUGACAAUUUACAAAGGGAACGAGUUGCCAGAACCCAAGAGUAUGCUUGUGGCAACUGCAGAGGCAAAUAAUUUGACAGCAGUAGCAGCAGCGAAGGAGCUCUAUUCUCAACUGAUGGAAGAUGUUUGUGGCGGAACAAGGCCAUACUUAAGUACAGGUCACUUAGAUGCGGAACAUUUAAGAAUUAAAGAUAAAGCAUUAUUCCACUUUGCUGCCAAAAGAAAAAUGGGUGGUGAAGAAUUCUCCGAGAAAUACCGAGAACAGCUUGAUUCCGAUUUAGAAGAUACAUUUCAUAAUUUCAAAUCGCACAACGAGAGUAAGAACAUAUUUAAAGCAGCAAGAACGCCAGCCGUUUACUUCGCCAUUGCUGUAAUAGUGUACAUUUUAAGUGGAAUAUUUGGAUUGGUUGGUCUUUAUACAUUGGCUAACUUCUGCAACCUCCUAAUGGGUGUUGCAUUGCUUACACUUGCAUUAUGGGCUUAUAUUAGAUAUAGCGGUGAAUUUACAGAAGUCGGAUUAACGCUGGAUGAAUUUGCAUCGUUCUUAUGGGAUAACUUUAUGAAGCCAGUCUACCAGGGAUGCAUGGAAAAGGGUAUUCAACAUGUGGCUACGCAUGCUGCUGAAGCAGCUGUUGGUGGCCGAUCAACUGGAUCAAUAAACGGCAAGGUGAAGAAGUCAUGAGAAUACGCCUAUCCAAGGCAAAAAGCAAUACAAUCACAAAACCAACAGCCGCAACAACCGAUUAGAAAACCCAAUCAGCAGCCAUCGUCGUCGUCUCAGCAGCUCGUAACGAAAUCACAAGUUAAAUUAAGCAAUAAUCAUAUAAACAACAACAAGAGCAACAACAACAACAACUGCAGCAAAGCUCCACAAGUAGAAUCAUCAACAUCCACGUGGGGUUUCUUUGGAUUAUUUCAGCGAAAUUCUCCACAAAACAUUUCAGCGCCUCCUGCUGCUACCCAAUUUGCUUCAACAGCAAACAACAACAACAACAAUAACAACACCAUCAGUUCUGCAGCUUCGACUCGCAAGGCCAAGAGAAGACAAAACAAAAAGAGCCCACCGUUAAAAAAAUAAAAAUAAUUAACUAAAUAAAAUUAAUUAAUAAACACUGAAUUAAGUUUGAAAUGAGAAACGGUUUGCUCGUGUUGUGAUGUAUGCUCUCCUCCAUCCACGUAUACAAAUAAUCGGCUGCUAAUUCUAAUUCUUAUUGGUUCACUUUUUUUUAAACAAACAAUAUUAGCCUUAAAUUAGAAAAACAAAAGAAUAUAUUUAACAAUAAUUGAAAAUCUUUUAAAAUAUUUCCAUUUCUUGUUAUUAUUAAACUGUGAAGUUUUUUUUAUUAAAAAAAAAUAUAUGUAUAUGAAUUUUUUGUAAAACAAAAGAAUAUCCAUUGAAAGGAACAAAAAUGAAAAAUGAAAAUGAAAAUAUUAUUGUAAAACGUA
This is a messenger RNA of Eupeodes corollae, 2670 nucleotides long. RefSeq names its product atlastin (gene atl). The record is from RefSeq and is a predicted model, not a curated record. The transcript is spliced from 7 exons. Bases 305 to 1906 code for a protein of 533 amino acids. NCBI's taxonomy places the organism in Eukaryota, Metazoa, Arthropoda, Insecta, Diptera, Syrphidae. Gene Ontology annotation, biological process: endoplasmic reticulum organization; protein homooligomerization. Gene Ontology annotation, molecular function: GTP binding; GTPase activity.